AUGNAUACUAUGGUCGUGGUGCUUUGCCAAUCUACUGGAACUACAAUUAUGGAGCCACAGGAGAAGCUCUCAAGGUGGAUGACGCCUAUAAAGAAAGGACAACCUUCGGCUCAUGAUGCCUUCGUUGGCAACUGGAAACCCACCAAAAACGACACCUUGGCUAAACGGCUUCCAGGUUUUGGCACCACAAUGAAUAUUUUGUACGGUGACAAUGUUUGCGGUCAAGGUGAUGUCGACUCCAUGAACAACAUCGUGUCCCAUUACCAGUAUUACCUCGACUUGAUGGGUGUCGGCCGAGAGGAGGCAGGACCCCAUGAAGUUCUCACCUGUGCUGAACAGCUUCCUUUUAACCCUUCUGCUCCAAAAUCAGCAUCAUCUUCUUGA
This is a messenger RNA of Fraxinus pennsylvanica, 384 nucleotides long. Lineage: Eukaryota; Viridiplantae; Streptophyta; Magnoliopsida; Lamiales; Oleaceae. The record is from the annotation of a GenBank genome assembly.